Molecule: messenger RNA, 1397 nt
Organism: Chara braunii
Lineage: Eukaryota; Viridiplantae; Streptophyta; Charophyceae; Charales; Characeae
Source: the annotation of a GenBank genome assembly
UGUUUCAAGUGCGGGUGUGAAGGCCAUUUUUCAAGGGAAUGUCCUUCGAAUGCACGAGGACAAAACGCUAUGACAGGUAACGUGAACAGAGCCAUGGGUCCUUCGACUCCUAUUGCUCCAAGGUAUUGGGCACUUAGACGGGUGCAGGAGGAUACGGAGGAGAGACAGUUCCUCAGAGAGAUGAUGCUAGAAAAGAAGCAGGUGGAUGCUUUGCGGAAAGAACAGGAAGACAAAAGGAGGUUCGAGGACCAAGUGCGUAUCGAAACAGCACGACAUGCCGAAGCAACGAAGGCGGAGCUUAUGGCGCUAUUAGGCAAGCAGUUCCUGACGUGUAAGGAGGAAGCUCGAAGGGAAGACAUCAGGACACCUGCUGCCUAUACUCCACGACAGAGAGAUGACAGAUGGGAAGAGGACGUAGACAAGGAGGUGGAGGAUCUUGCUGAUGAGAUUCGGAGACUGAGCGCUUUAAGGGAUCGGAAGAGACGAGGGAAGACCCCGAUGCCUGAGGGAGGUCGUUUUCGACAACCUGCGUUCGGAACUCCCACUGGUAACAACCGGGACAGAGGUGAAUCAUCGCACCAGGACGAAGAAUGUUCUAAGACGAAGAAAGCGGCAGGAAGCGGACGAGAUGGUCUGCUACAAUUUAUACUCGAUCAACGGAAAGAACUAUCGAGUAUGAAACCGGAGGAGCUCAAGAGGAUAUGCUCGAAGGAAGGAGUUCACUACUGUACCAAGCUACCAACCGUUGAGCGUAUCAUCACCGCACGGGUGAAAUGUGCGUAUGAAGGCUUUGUGUUCGUACCGGCAACCUCGGCUCCUACAUCACCUGAAGAAGACCUUCAGGGCAGUAGACUAGCACAGUUUUCUCGGUAUAAGCUUUGGUAUAAUCUGAUGGAGUCCUUGAAGAGACGUUCCGAGAUUCCUAUUGGUCGGCGAUACCAUACCUUACGUCUCAAGUAUGAGAAGGCGCAUCAACUCUGUGUUUUGUAGCACUCGCCAUCCUCGGUGAGAUAGCUUGGAUGACAAAAUUUGAACGACUGCUUCGGACAGUAGAUUGGUCUGACUGGGACAAGGGACCGACGGUGUAUGUUUUGUCUUCUCCAUGGUGCAGAUCGCAGUAUGUUGGUAGUUCAGUCAGGGGUGUCUACGUACGCUGGGGUGAACAUAUUCGUACUACCCUUACAGGUGGCGUGGGGACGAAUCCUAAGCUGUAUAGAUGGUUACGAUUCUUCGGGCAUGAAAAGUCCCCAGGCCCCGUGAUGGCACAGAAUGUCCAUUCUCUUGAGACUAUGGAGAGUGCCAGCAUCCACGAUGGUGACCGAACGUAUGAUGCAAGUCUUAGGGUGGCAUAUCGAUGGAAGGAUAGAUUGGGGAUUGGAUAAAUAGAGGCAAGGCUU